UAUUGUUUACAAAAUCCGCGAGCGAGAUAACAUAAAAACGCGGAUAUUUCCCUCGUUAACCCGCUGGAUUCGCCAAUAAACCCGAAAUAUCGCAACUUUCGAAUAUUCCCAACUCGAAUUUAACAAGAUGACGUCGGUCGCGGACCCCGAAAACGGCGAAAACUUCGCCGAGAAAAGUGAGAGCGAAGAAUCCGAAGAGGAGUGCUCUUAUAUCACUACCAGACGGAGUAUCAUUCAAGUUCAUAAAGGGAAACAGGAAAAAAAGCCCGAUAGAUUAAACGGGGAGUAUUCCUACCAAAAUACUAUUAAACAAAGGGUCAUCGGACAGCCGUGCAUCGACUGCAAGAUGGAAUGCGAUCGCCGUAUAGCCGAACGAUUUCGUCAGGACAAUUAUCUACAUUUUUGGGGCAAAAUAAAAAGUUGGGAAGAUCGGAGGACGCACGUGAGACGUCUGGUGCAAGUACUGCGUGUGCCCCAUCCAAAAAACAAACAAAGAAAAAAGUUCCUCCGGAAAUAUUAUUUGGAAAUGGAGGACGGUUUUACGCUCGUUUGUAAGACAAUGUUCUUUAAUACCUUGGCCAUCAGCGCUAAGUUUAUCGAGACCACUUUACAAAAAUACCCGGAUAAUGUCCUAGACGAGGCUACGAUCAAGUUAGUGAACAAUCCUACAACCAUUCCCAAAAUGUUCGACCCAACAAAGUCCAGCAAGAAAAGUUCUUCCAAGGAGCCCAAAGAAGACGGGGACGACUCCUCAGAUAGUGAAACAUCUGACGGUCCUGUUAAAGAAGAAGAUAUCCCACCGGAGGGGGAGUUUUUGGACUCAAAAUACAAACAAGAUAUUAAGCCACCUUGUUCAUGUAUUGAACAGUGCGGCAAUAAACUAGCUGAGGAGGUGAGAUUGAAAAUUCACGAGCAUUUUUGGACAAAACUUAAGUCUUGGGAAGAAAGGAAACUGUUUAUAAUUAACACUAUUGAGAGGGAUCGGUAUACUUCAGUUCGUACAUUUGUUUUGCCAAUGAAAGAUGGGGGCCACAUUAGUGUUUGCCAGACGAUGUAUCUAAAUACUCUAUCCCUUAACGAGCAACCGAUUGAUCUACUUCUUCCAAAAACCGAGCCGAUCAAACCACCUAAAAGAAAAUACAACAUAGACCAUUACGAAGAAGGGCAGCGCCGCCAAUUUACAGUCAUUCAGCCAAAACUAGAGCAGCCAAUGAACAAUCAACUUCCCUCACCAAGACAAAAACAACCGUUUCCUCCUACCUCUGCUUAUCAAUAUCCACCCACCGCACAGCAAUUUCCAGCUACUUCUCGACAAAUUCCCGCCACCUCUCAUCAUUUACCUCAACAAUUUUACUCUCCACAACCAACCCCUUUUACGCCACCCCACUUGAACAAUGUAACCAUCACACCGAGAAGCGGCAUGUCCCAAGUGCCGCCCUUGCAUUAUCCCAAAGACAUUACCAAAGAAGUACAAUUACAUCAUUUGCCCUCACCACAAAUAAAAAGGCCAAAAUUAGAGUUUACACCGUUGAAACCUCCCUGCUCCUGCGCGAUGCAAUGCGGCUUAAAGUUAACUGAUGACGUGCGCAAGGAGAUACAUAGGGAAUUUUGGAAUUUGCCUGCCCAAGUCGAUAAGAAGCAUUUUAUAUUAUCAACUAUACAGGUACAAAUAAACAAAGACAAAAUAACCAAAGAGCAAAAACAUGAGAUCAAACAUUUUACUUUGCCGUACCAAUAUGAUACUGCUAUAGUGUGUCGAGAAAUGUACCUUAACACACUGACGGUGUCAGAGGAGUUCGUAAGGAGCACGGUGAAGAACAUUAAUCAUGACGGGAGUAUUAUUGAAGAUGACGAUCAAAAUUGCAAUCAGGCACAAGGCAGUAGCAGGCAUGUCCACAAAAGGCAGCUAAUGAACAAACAACCGGGUCCAGAAGAAAAAGACUUCAUCAACUGUGCAGCCCUACUCGAGAGUCAAAUCAAAGAAGACGUGCAACUCCUCUCGACCAAAACUGAAGUGCGUCGAAAAUCUCGAAGUAGCAAAAAAAUGGGACCGCCUUGUCCGCCGACGUGUCGUCACCAGUGCAGCCGUAAAUUUAAGGAGGAAGAGAGACAACAGCUGCACCAGAAUUUCUGGUGCGAGAUGGACUGGCAAGGACGUAAACAGUUCGUCAUGAAUACCGUAAAGGAGUUUCCGAUCAAAAACCGCUCGAUACCGGGACGUUUGACCAAGAGGAACUUUUCGAGGAUCUACACGUUGCCGAAAGACGGAUCCGCAUCGAAGACGAGCAAACAUAACAAGAUCACCGUGUGUCAGAAGAUGUACUUUAACACGUUGUCGAUUUGUUCCAAGUUCGUGUCGACCGUGCACAUUUGGGCCUCGCAGGUUAAAUGGUAAAUAAGUUUUAAGCUUUAUAGUGGGUUUUUCUUCGGGGUUUGGUAAAAAGGACCUUUUUCUGCAUUGUUUUAAAAAAAAUGAUAUCCAAUUUCUUUUUAUUAUGGUUAUUUUAUAUAUUUUUAUACUGCUUUAUUGGCAUAACCGUAAAAUUUACUUAAUUAUAAUUAUUAGUCACUUAUUUGUGUAGUUUUUUAUUCAACUUGUUGUGCAUCGGCACAUUUUAAUAACGGUCACUUGUGUGAUAAACUUUAGCACAUUUUUAGAAAGUAAAUUUUAAGUGAAUAUAAAUCAAAAUGUGUUUUUCUGCAAAUUUUAAAUAAAUAUUAAGAAAAAAUAAUGGAAUUGAAUUAUUUUAUUGGGCAUUUCAUAAAUUCUCAAAUGGGCCUAGAUCUAGGUAACUGAGACGGCCAUAAUAUAAGCUUGAUGGUCUUAUCAUAUUCAUUGGAUUGAAUUUAUGUUUAGAAUCGUAAUACUUGCAAUUUGAAUUUCAAAAAUAGGCGUAGAUCAAGUAACUGAGACGGUCAAGAUAAAAACUAGAUCAUUUUAUCAAUUAAAUACAUAGAUAGUCAUUGAAUUCAAUGUCCAUGUUUCACAGCUAAUUAAAUACACUUUUAAUGCAAAAAAGUGCAUAAUAAUAACAAAGUUCCAAUUUUCGCUGUAAGAAAAUAGUCCCAUGAAACUAUUAAGAAAACAUGACUGAAUGAAUUAAAAAACAGGAUCAAAUUUUUGGACCUUGUGCAAAAUUUGCUGGACAUUUCACAACUACGGCCAAGAUAACAACUAUAUCAUUUUAUCAAUUAAAUAUAUAGUCGAUUAAUUGAUUGUAUAUUUAUAGUACAUGUUUCACAGCAUAUUAAAUACACUUUUAAUGCAGAAAGUGGACAAAGUUCCAAUUUUCACUGUAAGAAAAUAGUUCUAUUAAACUAUUAAGAAAAUAUGACUGAAUGAAUUAAAAAACAUAAUAAAAUGUGUGGAACUAAUGUGAAAAAUUUCCUGGCCAUUCCGCAACUGUUCAAAUGGACUUAGAUUGGGUAACUGAGACGGCCAAUAUAAAAACUAAAUAAUUUUAUCAAUUAAAUGUAUGGUUAUAGUGUAAUUAAUACUUCUUAAUUUUUAUGGGUAAAUCUGUAUGUAACCACCUCAAUGUUUUGCAGAAAAGUGGAUAAUAAUGAUGACAAAGUGAAAAUAGUCCUAUUAAACUAUUAAGAAAAUAUGACUGAAUGAAUUAAAAAACUUAUGGAAUCAGUGUGAACAAUUUCCUGGUCAUUCUACAACUUCUUAAAUGGGCUUAGAUCGGGUAACUGAGACGGCCAAAAUAAAAACUGGAUAAUUUUAUCAAUAAAAUACAUAGUCAUUGAAUUGAAUUUAUAGUUCAUGUUUCACAGCAACUUAAAUACACUUUUAAGGCAGAAAAGUGGAUAAUAAUGACAAAGUUAAAAUGUUCACUGUAAGAAAAUAGUCCCAUUAAACUAUUAAGAAAAUAUGACUGAACGAAAUUUUUGGAAUUCGUGUGGAAAAUUUCCAGGAUAUUUUACAGCUUCUGGAACGGGCUUAGAUCUGGUAACUGAGACGGCCAAAUUAAAAACUAAAUCAUUUUAUCAAUUAAAUGCAUAUCUAUUGGUUUUAAUGUAUGCUUAUAGUGUAAUUAAUGCUUUUAAAUUUUGUGGGUAAAUCUGUAUGUAACCACCUCAAUGUUUUGCAGCAAAUUUAAUGCAGAAAAGUGGAUAAUAAUAAUGAUGACAAGGUGAAAAUAUUCACUGCAAGUAAAUAUGACUGAAUGAUUCCACAACUUCUUAAAUGGGCUAAGAUCGGGUAACUGAGACGGCCAUAAUAAAAACGGGAUCCGUUUAUCAAUUAAAUACUUAUUCGUUGGAUAGAAUUUAUGUUUAUAACCGUAAUUAAUAAUUAUUGAAACGUGGUUAAAUCUCUCUCAAUCAAGUCAAGAAUCACCUGUAUGUUCAGCAUCAGUAAAUUGAAUAAAUUUUUAACGCAAUUAUUAUUGCCACAUGCAUCUAAUUGUUAUGGUUUUAGUUAAAAAAAACGGUAAUUACAUUAAAAAAUACGUCUCACAAGACCCCUAAAGGGGUUCAAUUCACAUAAAAAUGUAGGAAUUAUAAAAGAUAUUGUUUAUAAGCUAGUAAAAUAGCUCUUCAAAAAAAUGUCCUUUUUACCAGACCCCCCCUAGCCUUAAUGUAAAGAUCAAAUUUAUAGGUUUUAUAGUUGAUUUUAGGUUAAAUGUAUCUCGAUUAAGUUCCACUUUUUAUAUUUAUGUAUAUUGGGUAUUUUAAGCUUUAUUUACCUAUCGGUUUUAAGCACUGAGUUUUCUUUUAUAUUACAUAUUUUAAGAGUAAUUUUUCGUGUGGUUGACUAAAAUACAGGGCUUUCAAUAAGUAUACAAGUCAAAAAGAAUAUUUUAUUAUACCCUAAUAUUGUUUUUUAAGCACCCCAUGUAAGCACCAUAACACUAAAUAACAAAUGUAGUAUCAUACAUGUAACUGCCAUGUAAAUAGUAUCGAACCCUAUUUUUCACUUUAUUUUAUUUUUCCACAUUUUGACCAUUAUUUUUUAUUAAUUUAGGAAAAUAUACGUACCAAGUAUUUUGCUAGUUGUAUAGCAGCGUUUAGAAGAGAAUUAUAUUUUUAUUGUUAGGCAUGUUUAAGUAAUAAAAAAAAAUUAUAUAUCUGAUUAUGCAUUUUUCUAUAUUCUAUGUCUAUUUAAUUCCUUUGUAUACAUUGUAAAUAAUGUAACGGAAUUUUUGUUAAACGGACAUUUGUUAUAUACUUUCUUCAGUUUGAAUUACUCAAUGGUUUAUAACACCAUAUUAAUGAAAUCUCUUUAUUACUAACCAGCAAAGUUAUUUUCUUGCACACCUCACAUAGUGAUAAACUAAAAAAAAAUGUUAGUACCAAAAUCGGUGAAGUACCAGUUUGUAGACUUAAGUGUAUCUACAUUUUACAGGACAUUGUUGUAUCCUCACUUGUAUUUAAAUAAAAUUUAUAUUUAAAAAGAAAAUUUGAAUAUGAUAGCCAGUUAGACGUUAUUAUUAUAUGAAAUAUAAGUUUCACAUAGAGCUUAAUAAUGUAUUAAAAAUUAUUAAUGGUUUUGUUUAAUUUUGUAAUCUUUAAGGGAACGAGUAUAUCAAUUGUAGAAAUAAAUAAUUUUUUUUAUUAGAAAA
Molecule: messenger RNA, 5570 nt
Organism: Anthonomus grandis grandis
Lineage: Eukaryota; Metazoa; Arthropoda; Insecta; Coleoptera; Curculionidae
Exons: 4
Coding region: 128-2395 (755 amino acids)
Source: RefSeq, a predicted model, not a curated record